AUGUCAAGAUCAAAUGAACUUCAUGCAUUGUACUUGAACAGUUUAAACAUGUUCACACGUACAGCAGGGAAAAAGAAAGAGGAUGAAAAGAAGAACGAUCAACCGAAACUUAAGCCAAGCAAAAAUGUACCACAUAAAGAUAUACCCCUGGAGCUACCAGCCUUUCCCCUCACGGCUAACAUGCUGUUUCUGUCAUUCAUCUUGUGGUUCUUGAAUAACUUUUAUUAUUAUAAUAAACAAAAUUACCAGAUUGAGAACUAUACAGUUGGAGACGCAGUGCCUUAUCUCCUUCGAAUGAGAAACUCCAAGAAAGAAGACUUUCCCAUAGAAUCAAAGACUUUACCUCCACUUGUAACAGGCAUCACAUCAUCCCAGUUUUAUCAGUUUCAGGGUCUGGUACGACACAUAGAAGAGGACCUCAGACCCAUCCAUCCAAACCUCAAGUUGAUUGUCUAUGAUUUGGGUCAAAGUUCAAGAGCAAGACAACUGCUGCAUCAAUACUGUAACUGCGAAGUGAGAGACUUCCACUUUGAGAGAUUUCCUGGCCAUGUUUCAACAGUUUCCAACUUCGCCUGGCGCCCUAUAAUCAUCCAUCAGAUACUAGACGAGUAUGGAUCUGUCCUGUAUGUCGAGCCCACAACGAGGCUCAAAAGUCCGAAUUCACUCAACUACCUGCGUAUGCGUGGUUUAAAGAGCUAUUUUGUGUGGGAUCCCCUCACAUUUACCUCGUUGGUUGCUUACACCGACCCGGACAUGUUUGAGUACUUUAAUGAAAGCAGGUGUGCGUUCAAAGACUGCAGCUUGAUUUCAUCAGAAGCAGUGGCCGUGUACAGAACGGAGGCAACCUGGGUGGAACUUAUGAGGCCUUGGUUGGUGUGUGCCUUAAAUGAGCAAUGCAUCGCUCCAACAAAUGCAAGAUACUCCGGCUGCAUCGAAAUUCGACACCCUCACACAACCGGCUGUCACAGAUACGAUAUGUCAGCCCUCAGUAUUAUCCUCAACCGUGCUGUCCAGUACACGAUAGAUUCGGAGCAGAUGGUAUCAUUCAGAUUAACAUACACAGACCUAGAAGAGGUUACCUACUUUCCUGAACAACCCUGGGCACAUACGCAGCUGUUUCUGCUCUUAGUGACACCCCUGUUGUUUGUUUUAGUACAUAAAAUGUUUUGUAAAAAGAGACGAACCUGUAGGUUAUAA
Molecule: messenger RNA, 1197 nt
Organism: Candidula unifasciata
Lineage: Eukaryota; Metazoa; Mollusca; Gastropoda; Stylommatophora; Geomitridae
Source: the annotation of a GenBank genome assembly